This is a messenger RNA of Nezara viridula (southern green stink bug), 860 nucleotides long. Lineage: Eukaryota; Metazoa; Arthropoda; Insecta; Hemiptera; Pentatomidae. The record is from the annotation of a GenBank genome assembly.
CCGAAUCUUCCAUUCACCCGAACGGUUGUUGAGUUUUCUAAAUCCGUAGAGUUUUUCUUCAUCCUAGGUCAAAAUGAGGAUUUACAAGGACAUUUUCACAGGUGAUGAAAUGUUUUCUGAUACCUAUAAAAUGAAACUUGUUGAUGAAGUUCUGUAUGAAGUAUAUGGAAAGCUUGUUACAAGAAAACAAGGAGAUAUCCAGCUCGAUGGCUUCAAUCCUUCUGCUGAAGAAGCAGAUGAAGGUACUUCUGAAAUUGUUGAAUCAGGUGUUGAUGUAGUACUGAAUCACAGGUUAUGCGAAACAUUCGCUUUUGGUGAUAAAAAAUCAUAUACAGCCUAUUUAAAAGACUAUAUGAAGAAAUUAGUCAGCAAACUUGAAGAAAAAGAUCCAUCACAAAUAGAAACCUUUAAGACCAAUAUGAAUAAAGUUAUGAAAGACAUUCUUGGUAGGUUUAAGGAACUCCAAUUUUUCACAGGUGAAUCAAUGGAUGUUGAUGGUAUGAUUGCUCUCCUUGAAUAUAGAGACAUAAACAAUGAAAGUGUUCCUGUUCUCAUGUUUUUUAAACAUGGCCUUGAUGAAGAGAAGUUUUAAAGUGUAUUCGCUGUGCGAAAAAGAAAAGCCUCUCCAUUUUUUAUACUCAUGUAACUGCUUUUUCUGAUAACUUAUUUUAUAAAAAAAAAACACCAAAAAAAGAAUGGGAAAAGUCUAAACAGAUCAUUGCUCUGUCAUCUAUUACUCAGGCCAAUUAUCCAGAUCAUUAAGGCUUGUGGAUGAAGAAAAACAUUUGGGGGAAAAUCAAAGCUUCUUUCAUGCUGAUGUUAUUUUAUAUGAAUUAAAAGCUCUUGAUUUGUUCUCUUUU